Molecule: messenger RNA, 2830 nt
Organism: Coregonus clupeaformis (lake whitefish)
Lineage: Eukaryota; Metazoa; Chordata; Actinopteri; Salmoniformes; Salmonidae
Product: protein Wnt-10a-like
Exons: 4
Coding region: 405-1568 (387 amino acids)
Biological process (GO): multicellular organism development; cell fate commitment; neuron differentiation
Cellular component (GO): extracellular region
Molecular function (GO): cytokine activity; frizzled binding
Source: RefSeq, a predicted model, not a curated record
GCUGUUAGUACACCCACGGCUUUCGGAUGUAUUCCAAUGCAAAUAUCUUGGCGGAGCUGUCGUACAAUUGCGCAGAUGUGAGAUAGCAUGCAAGAGUGUUUAGUCGUCUCUCGUCCAACAUUAUCUUCAUUCAAUAAGUUGACAGAUAGUGCAGUCAAACUCUGUCGUUCUUUGAAUAACUUGUCCUGCAGUCGUUAGGUACAUCCAGCACUUUGUCUUUUAUCAGUUCUCAAAUCAGAUCCACACUUGAACUCAAGACCUGUCAUCCUCAAAGCGCGUCCCCCGGGAACUCUGGAGUGGACAAACAUUUUCUUUGCAAAAAUCUGACAGAUAUUAUAGAGAGAUAUAACUUGUUAUACACGCUCUAUGUCAUUUCUUAUAUUUUGUCAAAAACAAGCGAUACAAUGGAUUUCUCAUUCUGCCGCCUAAUAUGUAUUGUGAUGGCAAUCGCUCUGUUCAAUCAAAGGGUAGAUUCCAACAAGAUUCUAGGGCUGAAGAUCCCUAAUAUCGACCCCAUUCUCAACGCUAACACUGUGUGCUUGACCCUGCCUGGACUGAACCACAGACAACUAGAAGUGUGCAUGAGAAACCCCGACGUCACUGCCUCAGCCAUCCAAGGGAUCCAGAUCGCCAUCCAUGAGUGCCAGCACCAGUUCAGAGGACACAGGUGGAAUUGCUCCAGCCUGGAGACCAGGAACAAGAUCCCAUACGAUAGUGUGGUUUUCAAACGAGGUUUCCGAGAGAGUGCCUUUGCGUACGCCAUCGCGGCGGCGGGCGUGGUCCACGCCGUGUCCAAUGCCUGCUCCAUGGGGAAGCUGAAGGCGUGCGGCUGCGACGAGAGGCGGAGAGGCGACGAGGAGGCUUUCCGCAUCAAACUGAACCGGUUGCAGCUGGAGGCCAUCCACCGGGGGAAGGGCAUGGUGCACGGAGUCAUGGAGCACUUCCCUGCAGACCUGCCCGGGCCUCAGGACUCCUGGGAGUGGGGAGGCUGCAGCCCCGACGUGGACUUUGGGGAGAAGUUCUCCAGGGACUUCCUGGACUCGCGCGAGACAUACAAGGACAUCCAUGCCAGGAUGAGGCUCCACAACAACAGAGUUGGCAGGCAGGUGGUGAUGAACCACAUGAGACGGAAAUGCAAAUGCCACGGGACAUCAGGAAGCUGCCAGCUGAAGACCUGCUGGCAAGUCACACCGGAGUUCAGGGUGGUAGGCUCGCUGCUCAAGGAGCGUUUCCACAUAGCCACCCUCAUCAAAGCCCACAACAGGAACACGGGCCAGCUGGAGCACGCCCACCACCCCACACACAGACGACUCAACGAGCUGGUCUACUUUGAGAAGUCCCCGGACUUCUGCGAGAGGGAUCUGCGUUCCGACUCGGCCGGAACGCAUGGGAGGAUCUGUAACAAGACGAGUCCAGAGAUGGACAACUGUGAAAGCCUCUGCUGCGGGCGAGGCCAUAACAUCUUACAGCAGACCCGAAGUGAACGAUGCAACUGCAAGUUCCACUGGUGCUGUUACGUGGUCUGCGAAGAGUGUCGAAUAACAGAGUGGGUCAGUGUCUGCAAAUGAAGAAAUGCAGAAAUUAAAUAAUAUACCUUUUUUUAACAGAGAAAGACUGCAAUACACCCCUUCCCUUUGCAAUGGACUGCCAUUUUCAUUAGUAGAAUGGAUCGCACGAAACAAGACUGGAAUAUAGCCAGUUCAAAGAGGUGUACAAUCAAUGUGUGCACAGCAUGUGUCCAACCACCAUAGUUCAGAGACUCUGGAUCUGCACUGCCUUUCAUCUCAGAAAGUGUUUUUAGGAUAAAUUAGAUUAAAGAUAGUGAAAUACUAUGGAUAAUAUUGAUAACUGAGCACUCAUUUAUUUAAACAAGGGUUCCGAAAAUGACAAAUGGCUGAUUUUGUUAUCUCUAGAGGUAAAACAACUGCAUGGGAUUCCGGUAAUUUAAGAAGAAGAAGACAAGCAUCAGUUGGGAAAAGCUAGAGAUUGUUCCAGAAUGUUACAUCUGCUCUUGCUAUACUCAGAGAGACAGGUUAACCAUGUUAACUCAUUUGGAUUGUUUAGUAAUGUUUCAGGUUACAAAAUGUGGCAAUUCAAUAUGUCAAUCUGCAAAAUGGCUACCUUGUCCCUCACAACAGUAUAUUUGUCCAUACUGGUAAAAAGACAGGAAAUGUGGACUAGAGUGUUGACUGUUGCGGGUGUUCUCUUGCAAGGAUGGAGUUGUGAAGACAGAGGAUCAGAUGAUCAAGUGAUAGAGACAUGAGUAGUUAUACAGAAUGAACAUGAGAAACAGCCUGAGGGCAAUGGUGGAAGGCUAAAACAAUGAAAAGACUGGGCCAGAUGGUCUGUGCAAAUUCUGGUCAUCUAUAGCCCUGCCUUCACACUGUUAAGAUAUAGUCAAGGUAAUAAAGCACUACCGCUAUCUCAUAAGUUUGACUCAAUGGACAGUUAGAAAUUUGCUGGGGUGUGGUCCAAAAUAGGGUAUGGGUGUUUUUUUAUUGGGCACAGGUGAGGGUAUAGUGCGUUUUUUCACUGGUUUACAUUCGCCCUUUUGCAGGUUUUACUAUAUAAUUUCUUCCAUCCUAGCCAAAUGUCCUCAUCUGCUUGCAGGUGCCUCCCCUAUCAAGGUGUUUUGGUACUUCCCUUAUGCACUGCGCUUUUCCGCAUGUUAACUAUACCACAGGUCAAUAUAGUCUACCAGUCUAACUGUCUAUCCUGCUAUCUAUCCAACAUUCAUAGUGAUAAUAGUGGUAGGUGGAUCAUUUGUAGGUUGACGUGUAUUUUCAUGAGUCUUGUCCUGAAGGCAGAAUUGAGCGAUUUCCCCUUAGAU